GUUUGAGCAGAUGUGUCAGAGAGAAGCUUAGAGGGAGAGAGAGAGGCUAUGAAAUAGAGAGGGGAGGAGUAAAAGCCCUCCCUGUAGGUUUUUCUUCACCCAUUCAGAGCGCUGAGGUAGGGCUAGGGCUGAUCACAGGUGAUGAGCAAGAGUAGAGUGAAGAGGGGGGAGGAUCAGUAGAGCAAGGGGGAUAACUGAACCUCUGCCGCGCCUCGACAAAGGAGCUCACACCAGUGAAGAGCUUUUCUCUAUUUCUCUCUUUCCCUUUCUCUCUCUCUCUCUGCCUCAUCUCAGCUCAUCCCCACUCAGUCACCCACCUGGUCCAGUGUUUUCACAGGGUUUUCGAGAUGGCUCGUUAGAAUAGUGGGAGACAACCGUGGGGAUGAAAUGCAUAGUAAUCAAAGAGGUAGUGAGAUAAAAGGAUAUUGUUCCCAUGAAGGGCAGAGUAGAAGCGGCUGACACAAAGAGGAUUGAGCAGGCACUCUGAGGCUGUGUGUGUGUGUGUGUUAGAGUGAGUGUGUGUGCGUGUGUCAGUUUGGCUGUGUGCCCCCUCAGUGAGCUAAUCUGGAGUAUGGAUUUUGGAAUGAAGAGCAGCACUUAAAGGGCUGUACCGUGAUGGUGGUCUGCAUGGAUACCAAGCUGUGCCGUGACAGAGGGCAGCGUGGGUAAAAGUCAUGCGGCGCUCCGCCCUGUACCACUGCUACCCUCUUCUGGGAGGGGCUCUGCUGCUCCUGCUGGCUAGCUGCAUCCUGGGCUGCCCUGCCCGCUGCGACUGCUCCGCCCAGACCAAGUCAGUCAGCUGCCACCGCAAGCGACUGCCCACCAUCCCAGAGGGCAUCCCCAUUGAGACCCGGCUUCUGGACCUGAGCAAGAACAAGCUGCGGAGCAUUACCCCGGACAACUUCUCUUCCUUCCUACAGCUGGAGGAUCUAGACCUCAGCGAUAACCUGAUAGGCGUGGUCGAACCAGGCUCCUUCAAAUUUCAGCUCUCCCUGCGCUCGCUGAACUUCCACAGCAACCUCCUCCAGCUGGUCCCCGCCGGCGUGCUCUCUGGCCUGGCCAACCUCACCAGUCUGGACCUCAGCCACAACCGGUUGGUGGUGCUGCUGGACCACGGCUUCCAGGACCUUCGAAGAUUGAUGUUCCUGGAGGUGGGUGACAAUGAGCUUGUGUUCAUCUCCCAGAGGGCCUUCACCGGCCUGCUGGGCCUACAGAGCCUCACCCUGGAGCGCUGCAACCUGACUGUGGUGCCCACCGAUGCCCUGGGGCACCUGCACAGCCUGGUGGAGCUCCGCCUGCGCCACCUGGGCAUUGGCGCCCUGAAGCCCUACUCCUUCAAAAGACUUCCCCACCUUCGCCACCUGGAGAUCGACUACUGGCCCUGGCUGGAAGUCUUCCCCGCUCUGUCGCUACACGGGCUCAACCUCACCACACUCUCCGUCACCAACACCAACCUGUCCUCCUUUCCCGGCCCUGCUUUACGCAACCUGCCCUACCUCACGCACCUCAAUCUGUCCUUCUGCCGCAUCCAGCACAUCCAGCAAGGGGUGCUAAACCAGCUUCCGCGACUGCAGGAGUUGCACCUGCGAGGGGCUCAGCUGGCUUACAUUGAACCCCUGGCCUUCCUGGUUCUCCCAACACUGCGUAUGUUGGAUGUGUCGCACAACCAGCUGGACUCUGUGGAGCGAGCUGUGUUCGCGUCCCCUGACAGCCUGCAGACGCUGCUUAUGGGGGGGAACCCUCUGGUGUGCGACUGUCGGCUCCUAUGGCUGUUGAGUGGCCGGAAGCCACCCUUGCUGCAGCUCCCUGACCCCCAACCCGAGUGCAGUGCCCCUGAGCGCAUCCGUGGGAAACCCCUGCAGGACCUCAAGGAGCCGCUGGUGUCACGGUAUGUGACCUGCACCAAGCCCUGGAUUGGGCCCAACACCACCCAGCUGCUGCUGGCAGACGAAGGGCAGCCUGUCUGGCUCAACUGCAUAGCAGACGGGGCUCCUCGGCCCUCCAUGGCCUGGGUGACGCCCCACAGACGCUAUGUCACAGCCAAGAGCACCGGGAGGGUGACGGUCCAUACCAACGGCACCCUUGAGAUGAAGGCUGCGGAGUUGCACGACAGUGGCGUGUACCUGUGUGUGGCCAGCAACGCGGCGGGCAAUGCCAGCAUGUCGGCCUCGCUGGUUGUGAAGAGCCUGGGCAUCAGCGACAGAUCGCUCUACGCCAACAAGAGCGGACUCCUGGCGGACUCCAACGGGACCUGGGCCAACGGCACCGUCCUGUACAAUAUGACAAACCCCAUAGACCUGAAGACCAUCAUCAUCUCCACAGCCAUGGGCUGCCUGUCCUUCCUGGGCGUGGUCAUCUUCUGUUUCCUCCUCCUGUUUGCAUGGAGUCGUGGGAAAGGAAGGCACAAGAGCAACUUUGACAUUGAGUACGUUCCCCGCAAAUCGAAUGGAACAGCAGCGGAGGCAAAUGAGACAAGCGGGCCCAGACGAGUCAACAUGAAAAUGAUUUAAUUUUACAAACAGACCAGCUCAUAUGAUAGUAAUAAACAAAAUACAGUGCAUAUCAUUUGCAAAGUUUUCUUUGAUACAGUGGAGUUGUAAAAAUGAAAGUGACGUACCGAUAUAGUGGUGUUGAUAUGAAGUUGAUCUAGUGAUUCAGUGGACAUGUUGAUAUAAUAGUGAUCUAUGAUACUGUGGACGUGUUUAUAUAAAAUGAUGUUAUCAUAAAACACACUGGAUAUAAUACUAUAUAACCCACAUAUCAAUGAGAGUGAUGCUGUGAUACAACGCUGGGCCUGUGCUACGCUGGUGAUGUGAUGACUAAUGAUGUUGUAGACUUGGUGUGACACCAAGGUGAGAAAGGAAGUCUCUGGGAGUGACAGGGGAGAAGUUGAGAUGACAGUGGAGCCUUCAUUGCUCUAUCAUGUCUGGAGUAAAUUGUGUCUAAUACCCAUCUAAGCUGCAGGUGUGUUUGUGCGUGCGUAUGUAUGUGCGCGGUGUGUGCGUGGGUGCGUGCGUGUAGGUGUACUGCCUUUGUUGUGUGACAGGGUAAUCAUCAAGGAUAAUAGGGUCCAAAGUUUUUUUACCGGCCUUUGUAUUUGUUAAUUCAUUGUAACAACAGUAUUGUCACUGUUGAGUAAAAUGUAGUAUUACGUAUGUUUGUAUACACAUGCAAAUCACUCCAAACAAUAUCCAAGAGACCUGCUGCAUAAAUAUUUUCAACUAGGCCAUUGUUUCCCUUUGUACCACCUCAAGAUAGGCAUAGCUGGAUUUUGGCAACUUGACCUUCAACUCAAGGAAAAUGUAUACACACGAUAUUAACAACUUCAAGUAGGAUUUCAGCCAAAAGCACUAGAAGAACUCAAGGUAUCUUCCUGCUGAAGAAAUAGUAGCAGCUGAAAAUAUUGGUUAUUGCAUGGGAAAAAAACACAGACGAUAAAAAUCCUAUGUUAAAUCCCCUUUUAUUACAUUAUACAUUUUCCUGCCAGCAAAAUCCCCUGAUGUAAUGUAAAAGAAACGGUCAGUGACUAGACACAAUAGCAAAGAUUUACUGGCCGAUGUCCCCUUUGAACAGGACAAAUCUCAGCCCCGGUGAGUUAUGUGUUGUAUUGUAUCCCCUCUCAUUUUUCUUUGGCCCCAAUGCUUCAAGCUGGCAUGUCCCGAGGCCUCCCUUGGGUUGAAAUAGGUUUCUGGGUAUUUAAUUGAUGGCAUUUGAAAGUUGUGCUGUUUUUGUUUAAAUGUUUUAACUGUUGAAAAAAAUUAUGUAUUAAAGAAUUACGUUAAGGGCAACUCUUUGUAAAAGAAGGGAUGUAGGUGUCACAUGUGUGAUCCAGUUGUGAUACAAUGUUAAAGGUUGUAUAAAUGUUUUCAUAUGAUACAUUUAUGGGUAUAUUUUCAAACGGAAAUAAAUCGUAAUCAUACAGCUUUA
Molecule: messenger RNA, 3927 nt
Organism: Coregonus clupeaformis (lake whitefish)
Lineage: Eukaryota; Metazoa; Chordata; Actinopteri; Salmoniformes; Salmonidae
Product: leucine-rich repeat and immunoglobulin-like domain-containing nogo receptor-interacting protein 2
Exons: 2
Coding region: 675-2510 (611 amino acids)
Cellular component (GO): plasma membrane
Molecular function (GO): protein binding
Source: RefSeq, a predicted model, not a curated record